Hydractinia symbiolongicarpus is the source of this 5333-nucleotide messenger RNA. RefSeq lists its product as uncharacterized. The transcript has 4 exons. NCBI's taxonomy places the organism in Eukaryota, Metazoa, Cnidaria, Hydrozoa, Anthoathecata, Hydractiniidae. The record is from RefSeq and is a predicted model, not a curated record. Bases 1102 to 3591 code for a protein of 829 amino acids.
AUAAAUAUAAAAAUACGGUCAGUGUCUAUUAAUUUUUAAAAAUUAAACUUAAUAAAACUGUUUUGUCACUGCUUUAGUUUAAAGGCGUAGCCACAGUCUAUUGCUUAUAUCAUUGGAGUUAUUUUAAUUAAAGCGCUCAAUCUGGCAUAUACCGCCGAUUCACUGGUUUAGUUUCUAUAAUAAUUGUCAUUGUCCGUCUGUCGGUCAAAACUGGAUUAGACUAAACCACGUACUAAAUCUUCAAGCUACAAGUAACAAAUGACAGAGAUCUUGCUGUCGCGUUGAAUUGCUUUCUAAUUUUUGUAAUAUACAAUUAAUAUUUUAGCACGGUCUUAAACUGGAUCUUGACAAAUGUUAACUAAAUGACAGUUUUCUCUCUUUUCAAACUAAAUAUUAUGGACAGAAAAAUAGAACAUCAUAAUGGAAAAAAAAACAAGACACUAAGCGAGCAAUGGUGAGAAGUUCCAGAUUGCCAGAUAUUUUCACCUAGGCUGAACUCCAAAUUUGUGUUCCCAAUAAAGUAUCGGUUGCCUAGGUAAAAAAUAUCUGCCAAUCUGGAACUUCUCACCAUUGCCUCAACAAAUAAAUUUAAACGCGCACAAAGACGAUUAAUAAGUGCGUGUUAUUGUCGAAUUUCCACAUUUUCAAAAAGCCAUGCAUACAGCAUUUAUUGUUUUCCACGGCGAAACGGCUAAUUAUAAAUUUUAGAACAAGGAAAAAAUAUUCGGAACUAUAAACGCUCCUUCAAGGUUGAUGAUGUUGUGUUGGUAUCGGAGAUUGGAAGAUGUACAUGUUAUCUUUUCUUACGAUAAUUGAACAAACUAUAAUGAUGAGAAAUUGUAAUGGGCAACGAACACUCUAUUUCAAAUUGGUUUUACUUGUUGAUGUUAGUGAAGGAUAAUGCCCCAGCGAACCAAGAAAAAUAGUCUUCUUUAACUUUUUAUGCAUUAACUCUGUGCAGGAGUUCAUGUACCUUAAAUGCACAGAAGACAUUUCGAAGGAAGCCAUAAUGUUAUUGCUGUUCGUAGGCAACACAUUGGAGUGAGCAUUGGGAUCUCUUCCCAGUUGUGAUUUAUUAUAACUUGAUUUGCUGAAGGGACAAUGGAAUCCCAAUUUGAAUUCGAGAAAACUGAUUAUGACAAUAAAAGUGAAACAAGACAACAAAAUAUAGAAAUUCCCAAUUACGAAUUAUUACUAGCUGGCUUUGUUGGCAUUGGUAUCGCUAUUGGUUUUACCCCACUCCUGAUGCCGUAUAUAUCCACUACUAUCCUGUCCAUCAUAGUUACAAUGUUUGGAAUAGUAGGGUUUUUCUACCAAUACAUAAAGAAAACGGAAAAGCGACAAAAAGAAAGAGAAAGAAUUAUGCAGAAAAGGUUGCAGCAAGAAAAGGAAGACAGGGAAUUGGCGGAAAAAGAGAGAAUACAGAAAGAUGAGAAUGCCGCUAUAGACAGAAAACAAAAACUUGAAAAGGAUCUGAAAGAUUGUUUUGACGAAGUUCACGAUAAUCUGUCUAUAUGCUGUAAAGACAUUGAAAAAGCAAAAUCAAAUUCUUCAGAAUUUUUAGAUGUUGGCCAAAUGCGUUUAAAGUUGGAUUUAAUCAAGAAGGAUAUAGAUAGGGCAUUAUCAAACUUUUCUUUUGCGUACAGAGAAAACAGGAAAGUCCUCUCAGAAUCGUUAGAUGUACUUAAGCAGUUGAACAUCAUCACUAGCUUUCAUAAAGAAGCUGAAUGCAAGAAAGAGGAGUUGAAGGUAUUUAAGGAAAGAUUAGAAGAGAUAAAGACAAAUUAUGGCACAACACCAUUUGGUCGACUGGCAAGGUCAAUAAAGAAAGAUGCCGUUCUGCUUGAAAAAAAGAAUAAUGUUGAAAUAUACAAAUUGCCAGUGAUAUUGAUCGAAAAGGAUUCGAAAAACAAGCUCAGACUUUUUGAGCUAGGUCUGGAGAGGUCUGUCAAGCCAAUGAAAUAUGUAAUGAUGGCGGGUAUGACAGGUGCUGGAAAAAGUCUUCUAAUCAACAACAUAAUCAAUUAUGUGUAUGGGGUGACAUACAGGGAUAACUUUCGCUUCCAGUUGAUAGUUGAGGAAGAAGAAUUACAGGAACGCGGAAACGCCUCAAGAAGCAAAGCAGAAAGCAUGACAAGUUGGGUUAGUAGUUUUGUUCUACAUUACCAAGAUGGAUUUCGCAUUAAUUAUAGCUUUACAAUCAUUGACACACCUGGCUUUGGUGACACACGUGGCAUAAACUAUGAUGAAAUGAUAAUCGACCAACUGCGUCAAUUUUUUGAUAGUGAAAAGGUAUGUCCGGUGAAAGAACUUUCUUGCAUUGGGCUGGUCAUACAAGCUAGUCAAGCAAGGAUCACAGAAGAGCAAAAAUACAUAUUUGAUCAAGUUUUAAACAUCUUUGGUAAAGAUAUGACAGAAAAUAUAUUUUUGUUGUUUACAUUUGCUGAUGCUCAACCACCUCCUGCACUGGAAGUUGUAAAGGACAACAAAAUUCCAUUUAACGAGAAUGCGACUUUCAAGUUCAAUAAUUCGGCGUUGCAUGCUUCCAAUAAUGAUGUAGCUAGCGAUCACUCUUGGGUUUUUGGUUAUGACAGUCUAAAGAAGUUUUUUAACUACCUUAAUAUGGUCACUUCGACAAGCUUAAACCUUACCAAAGAAGUUCUUAAAGAACGAGAUGGUUUGAAAUCGUUGUUGGAAUCCUUACAAAACCAAAUCGACAGAGGUAUGGACAUGCUUCAGAGUAUUGAGAAUAUGACUAAUGAUAUUCUUACACUUAAAGGAACCAUGAAAGCAAACAAGGAUUACAAAAUCAAAUCAAAACGCUACCCGCAAACAACAGAAGUGGUAAACCACCAUAUUACAAACUGUAAAGCUUGUAUGUUUACCUGCCACAAUCCAUGUCACAUUCCCAAGGAUAAGAAAAAGAAAUGUUCAUCAAUGAGAGACGGGAAGUGCGUUGUUUGUCCUGGAAAAUGUCCUUGGGAUAGCCACUCAAAUGGACACAGAAUUUACAUUUACCGGGAGAUCGAAGUUGAAAACACCGUUGAGGAUAUGAUGAACAGAUAUCAAAUUGCAAUGACUGAUAAAGAUGGCAAGAAAAAGCUUUUGUUGGGAAUGCUGGAUGAAUACCGUGUGUACAGACAGAACGUGUCUGACGACAUUCACUCUGCUUCAUGUGCAGCUAAAUCUCUCGAAGAAAUAGCGCUUCGUCAAAGCUUUUUGACGAAUGUGACAUACAUUGAAAGGUUAAUCAAAUCAGAAGAAGCAAGCAGUCGACCAAACAAGAAAAUACGACUUGAGCAGUUACAUCACUUUAAAAAUAUGGCUGAAACCUUACAACACGCACGAGCAGAUCCCACCUCUUUAACUGAGAAUGUUAGCAAUUACGAAGCCACUGUUGUCAACGCAAUCAAGAACAUCGAUGAUGAAAUAAAGAAUGGCGGCUCUUACUUUAAAUCCAAUCAAACUUCAUCAAGAAGAAGUGAGAGGAAACGGAAAUGUGUUAACUUGGUUGAAAAAUCCACUUUGCAAAGUAAAGGAGGAAUUUUAGGAUAUGUUGCAAAGUCCCUCAGUUCCUUACAUCGUACUUGAUAACAAUUUUCAAUUAGUAAACAUAGUCGUCUGAAAGAAAUUUGGUCACCGACUAUUUAUCGUAAAGACUGAAAUACUACUUUUUAUAUAACAGUAAACUGAAAUAUUCAACGCAAGGCAUUUUUUAUGCACUAAAAAUAGGAAAAAGGUUAAGUGGCAAAAUUGUUGCUAGAAAUUGUUAGCCCCUAAAAAAAGUUGAUAAAAGACCUUCUCACUGGGCCAAUAUUUGUUUACUUUUCAUGGACCUUUUUUACCAGUAAAGUAUAUGUUAAUUUUAUUUUAAUAGUUAUUGAAAAUUUUUUUGUUGUUGAUAUUUUGAUCGAGCAAUAGAAAGGUUCUUACAAACAUUUCAAGUGUAGAAUUAGCAUGUUUCUCUAUUUGAGCUACAGUUUCAGAACUUAUGCAUUUCUAUAAUAAAGUACAAAAAUUCUUGAAAAACAUAAAUUCAAAGUUUAAUUUUGCGAAACUAAUUUUGUGAAUUGCAAAAAUAAUAAAAAUUUCCAAAACGCGCAUUCGCAAAUAGCAAUCUCGAAUUUUUAAGCAAUUCGCAAAGUUACCGCACUUAAUUCCUGUGAAAAUUUUAGUCUCCUGAAGUGAUACAACCCAAGUCAUUUUUGUAUGCAAUAUAAGCAGGAAUUAAUUUUACGUUGUUGUAACGUUGUUUGUAGUUAUGUGUGUAGUUAUGUAUGUGAUUUUUUGUAUUAAAACUUUACUAAAUAAGUCAUUUCAGUAAAGGGAGGAUUUGCAACUUCCCAUAAGGAAGAUAUUUACUGUUAUGUAUUUUAUAUUUUAUGUGCCUUAAGAUAAAUUAGUUAAAUUUUGUUUACUCACACACCAACUUAAAUUCUAAUUCUGCAAGCAUCUACUAAAUAUAUAGGAACAGCGACAGGGUUUCGGGCAUUUUUUAUAGUUUGCCAAAAGCUUUAGCUCGUCACAUAAGGGUUUUUCUUUGAAAAUGUUACCCAUAAUCAGCGCAUGGCUGAAUUACUGACAUUUCACACCCGGACUCGUAAAAGUCCUAAGCUUUGUGAAAAGGAUCAUGCUGACGUUAAUAAGAGUUAGCACAAUUUCAUAGACUGUAUCUAUCCUAAUGGGGCUAAUUUUCGCGGGCAAAUGUUUCAGCCCCUUUCAAGGAUUCAAGCUAAAUUUGCGAAAUUAACACCCCAAAAUAUUCUUAUAAAUAACAUUUGCCAGAAAAUAGUACACGAGAAAUAAAUGACGAAAAGUGAAAAUUCAUGAUUUUGUGUCACAAUGAGUAAAAGAGGUCAUUUUACUGAGGUAGAAAAACUGUCGAACUGAAUUGUAAAACCAUAAGAAAAUGAUUAUUUUGUACUUCUGUGAAUGUGCAUUGAGAAAAAAAAAAUAUUCAGAACUAUUCUAGAACAUUGACUCACAAAAUGUAUUAUUUUUGGACCGGCGAAAUUUAAGUACGAGCGAAAAUCACUACCUUUAUGGUAAACGAACUAGCUUAAUUCCUAUGUACCUGCAAACAUUGGCAAGUGCACAAGCUUCAUUAAAAUGGCUUACAUAAUUCUUUUUGCAGACGAACUUUGAAAUUUGUCGCUUUGUUUCCAUAUAUUAUUUGAAGAAGUGUAGUCUGUGUUUACCUUAUUAUUUUUCUGUUAAGAACAGGUCCCCGAAAGUCCUGUUUUCUCUGACUUGCUUAAGUUUAUAUAAACAAAAGCUUUUUAUUUAAAUGUGCUGUAUGGGUUACUAUUUUUAUUAUAAAAUAUGUUUUACUA